This is a messenger RNA of Pollicipes pollicipes, 1298 nucleotides long. RefSeq lists its product as uncharacterized. The transcript has 4 exons. Lineage: Eukaryota; Metazoa; Arthropoda; Thecostraca; Pollicipedomorpha; Pollicipedidae. The coding region runs from base 442 to 1074 and encodes 210 amino acids. The record is from RefSeq and is a predicted model, not a curated record.
GUGGCGUGGCAGCUCCGCAGGCGUAUACAGUCAGCGGCCUGUCAGUGUGACGCUGUGGCAACGGACCCUUCGGAGGUUCCUCGCAGCCACGACCAGCCGGGCGGUCGGCCUCUCGUGGUGUGGUCCGCGUCCGCCCGAGCGAGGGGCGCAGGCCAGGCCGGCCUGACCGGGAACAACGCCCUGCUGCCACCGCCCGCUGGCGUCCUGCUCAUUCUUACAUGAGCCUUGAGGGCACGGAACCUGAAGCUCAGCAAGACAGCUGCUGAGGUGAACACAAAAGUGGAAGUGCCCCCCCCCCCCCCCACACCCUCUUAUGCAGCACAACAAAGCAACAGACCACGAAAACUGAACCACGUUUCUGCCGAGUCUCCAGCUCUGCGGAGCAGCACCGCACCUGUGGUCUAGAUCGGCCCUCGGAGCUUUGUGAUCUCAAGCCAGGGGAUGAGGCCCGACCCGUUGUGGGUGGCAGGGGUCGCCCUGAUGCUGUCCUGCUGUCUGCUGCCCCGGCCCGCGGCGGCGGAGAAGCGUCCCCUCCCGGAGUCGCUGAAGGAUCGUGACCUCUUCUGCGAGACCUGCUACGCCACCGUCUGCGAGAUGUACCGGCUGGUGAAGGAGAGCGCAGCCGACAGCCUGGAGCAGCGGAUAGACGGAGCACUGCAGCGUGUCUGCUCCGCCUCUCUGCUCGGCCGGUACGCCUUCCCCGCCGAUCUACUGGAGGCCAGCUGCCGCGAUCUCAUCGUUCGCUUCGAGAACGACCUGGGCCUGGGGCUGCUGGCCGCCUUUCAGCCGGGCAAGAAGCCGAGGAUCGCCGGCACCGUCAAGGACAUCUGCCUCACCAGAAUGAAAGCCUGUAAAAAGUCGCGGGGAAUCCCCAGCCUGCGCAAGCUGAACGAGACGGCGACAGCCCAGAAGGUGUCCGCUGGAGUCGCCCCUGAGACGGACGCCCCGCCCAGAUCAGCCCCUGGAGACGCCUCUGAGCGGGCAGCGCACGGGGCAGAGCAGGACGCACCAGUCGCUGGCCAGCCGGCGACAACGGCGGACGCCAACACAGACACCCAGAGAGACGAGCUGUGAAGUGGCCGCGGCGCUGAAAUGUGUCAAGAGCCGAUGCAUUGCUUCAAAUUCACAGAGCAGAAGAUCCAUAUAGCGACCUGGAACAUGGCUCGUCGUAUUUUGCUUCGCUCACGCUCUCUACUGCGCGAGCGACGGCUGAAAAUGCGCGUGAUAACUACGUGCGACCGGUGGAGUGGCAAGAUGGCUGGUUUCCGUGGGCGCAUUGCAUGGUGAAUAUACGAAGU